AUGCCAAGAUGGUACAUGCUUUUGCUAAGAUGCUUUGGCUGUGCCGUGAUUGAGGAUACCUGGCACUAUUUCCUGCACAGACUCUUACAUCACAAAAGAAUAUAUAAAUAUAUUCAUAAAAUUCAUCAUGAGUUUGAGGCUCCGUUUGGAAUGGAGGCUGAAUACGCACAUCCCUUGGAUCUCUUAAUUCUUGAAACUGGAUUUGUUCUUGCAUUCGUGCUUUUAUGUGAUCAUGCAGUUUUUCUAUGGGUAUGGCUGACCUUUCGUUUGAUAGGAGCUAUUGAUGUCCAUAGUGGUUAUGAUAUUCCUUUCAACCCUUUAAACCUCAUCCCUUUCUACGCUGGCUCACGGCAUCAUGAUUUCCACCACAUGAACUUCACUGGAAACUAUGCUUCGACUUUUACAUGGUGGGAUAGAAUUUUUGGAACAGACUCUCAGUUUAAUGCCUACACUGAAAAGAUGAAGAAAUUGGAAAAAAAGACGGAAUAAACCUCUCCUGUAAACUCACUUGAAGAUACACAUUUUCCUAAGUUGAAACUAGUUGCUUCGGGGAGCAAAAAUAAGCAUGUGUCUUGGGUUCUAUGUGAUUAAAAAACCCCAAUCUGUUGCUGUCGAGUUGAUUCUGACUCUUAGUGUCCCUGAAGACAGAGUAGAACUGCCCCAUAGGGUUUCAAGGAGUAGUUGGCGGGUUCGAACUGCCGACCUUUUGGUUAGCAGCAAA
This is a messenger RNA of Loxodonta africana (African savanna elephant), 721 nucleotides long. RefSeq names its product methylsterol monooxygenase 1-like. Gene Ontology annotation, biological process: sterol biosynthetic process. The record is from RefSeq and is a predicted model, not a curated record. Lineage: Eukaryota; Metazoa; Chordata; Mammalia; Proboscidea; Elephantidae. The transcript is spliced from 4 exons. Gene Ontology annotation, cellular component: endoplasmic reticulum membrane. Gene Ontology annotation, molecular function: C-4 methylsterol oxidase activity; iron ion binding. Bases 1 to 489 code for a protein of 162 amino acids.